This is a messenger RNA of Tetrapisispora phaffii CBS 4417, 855 nucleotides long. RefSeq names its product Nyv1p (gene NYV1). Bases 1 to 855 code for a protein of 284 amino acids. The record is from RefSeq and is a predicted model, not a curated record. Gene Ontology annotation, biological process: vesicle fusion; vesicle-mediated transport. Gene Ontology annotation, molecular function: syntaxin binding; SNAP receptor activity. Gene Ontology annotation, cellular component: plasma membrane; SNARE complex. Lineage: Eukaryota; Fungi; Ascomycota; Saccharomycetes; Saccharomycetales; Saccharomycetaceae. The transcript has a single exon.
AUGAAACAAUUUAAUGUAUCUUAUGUUGAGGUAAUCCAGGAUAAUAGGGCCAUAUCAAGUUGUUUCUACCAAGAUAAUGCUAAUGUGAAUUAUGGGUCUAUAAUACAUGAUGACAAUGUCGAUAAUAAUUUUCGUGAGCCCGCAGAGAGUCCGUCAGCAGUGGAAUUAAUGGCGACUCCAAAUAUGUUCCAUAAACUAAUUAAUGAUGUUGUAGUACCUAAUGUUGUACCCGUACUAGGAAAUAAGGUUACAAAAGUUUCUAUGCAUAUAUUGGAUGGAUAUGAUUGUUAUUAUACGACAAGUGAUACCCUCAACGGGUCUAUCACGAAGGAUACAAAACUCUUUGUUUGCAUAAAUAAAAUUACUGUACCCAAAAUCCUACCAAUUAGGUUAUUAAGUGAGUUAAAGCAGUUGGCAGAAUCAAAUGAUGAAGGUGGAGAACCACUGAGUUUUGAUACUGAUGAGGAAUUGAGUUUAAAAGUUGGAGGAAUAAUAGAUCAAUUCCGAGAGGAUCUAAUCUCAUAUAGGAAUAAAUUAAUUCAAGAUAAUGAAGCUAAUGGGAAUUAUAAUAACGGUAGAGAAGGUAACCACUAUCAAGACACUGAUGAGGAACUAAAUGAGGUUUUGAAGAUAAUGAAUGACAAUAUAGACAAAUUCUUGAAAAGACAAGAAAAAAUAUCAUUAUUAGUUGAUAAGACAUCACUUCUGAAUAGUAGCAGUGUAAAUUUUAAAAAAAGAGCUGUCAAACUUAAAAAUAAAAUGUGGUGGCAGCGGUUUAAGAAUAUGACUUUACUGUUUUUUUCUAUCAUUUUUAUAAUUGGGGUAAUAUUGAUGUUCUACUAUGAUUUCAUCUAA